This is a messenger RNA of Lactuca sativa (garden lettuce), 414 nucleotides long. RefSeq names its product cryptochrome-1. NCBI's taxonomy places the organism in Eukaryota, Viridiplantae, Streptophyta, Magnoliopsida, Asterales, Asteraceae. The record is from RefSeq and is a predicted model, not a curated record.
AUGGAGAUGGAGAUGGAUGAGAAUACGCUGAGGAUAAACCCUACGACCACCACGAUCUGUCAUUACGAAGACCAAAUGGUUCCGAGUAUAACGACGUCGUUGUUUAGGGGAGGGGAAGAGGAAUCGUCUUCAGAAAUUGGAAAUUUUAGGGAAGAUAGCAGGGUGGAAGUUCCGAUUAAUCAAGGUGCAGAUGGAGAUGGUCAAACGGUGAGAACGGGUAAUAUGCAGCCGCCGAUUGAUAUCACGAGGGCAUUGAGAAUUUCGGAUGAUUUGCCGGUGAAUUCUUCCAACAGUUCGAGUUCAAGUUCGAGGGAAAGAGAUGGGAGGGUUGUGCAUGUAUGGUCGCCUUCCAUUUCUAGUUUCUCGGAGAUGUUUGUUGGUGAAGAUACAUCUUAUUUGCAGAGGCGUACGUAA